AUGGAUGAGAAGCGAGAUAACUUCAUCGACUGGGAUGAAUUCCUGACGCACCUGAUGCUGGAGUACCACGAGAAGGAAAUGCUGAUCAAGGAGCAUCGUUUAAAGGAGCCUAUACUGGGGUUGCCCAGAAUCUUACGCAGCGGCCACAGACUACAUGUCACUCGUGCCACUUUCAAUCCUGUUGUUACACCGGAUCGCAAGUUUAGUUACCUGCAAGGAAAAUAUAUAACUGUAAGUCAUGAUGGAACAGUUAAUUAUUGGUCACUGGAAUUUGAUUUAGAGAAGACAGUCCGCUCUGAGACACCUGAACUGAAGACUACUCAGACAUUUGUGACAGAUCUUGUGUGCUUACCUGAUUGUGAGAUUGUUUGUACAAGUGCAACUGAGGAUUUACGAUUUUAUGACACAUCGGCCAAUAAAUUUGAACUUCGUGUUAUGGUAACUCGUUGGCCAUCAGUUAUUAUGAAAAUGUGUUAUCAUUUCUAUGAAGAUGUCAAUCAAGAAUCUAUUCUCAUAUUAGGAGAUGCUGAUGGCAACAUAAGAAUACUAUUAAUUAAAGUUAAGAACAAAGGUCCAUUUUAUCAUACACCUGGCACUGAUGUGAUUCACAUACAUUAUGAAGGUCUUCUUUCUAGUGAACUUGAAGGAAUGAGAGUUAUUGAGCACUACUCCAUUCAUACCAACAGUGUGAUGCAACUGGGAUUCUAUGCCAGUCUAAAACAUUUUGUUUCCUGUUCUGCCUGUCCUAAAAAUUCCCUGUACCUCUGUGAUAUUUUGGGAACAAAGACACAUUAUAGUUUUGAUUUGGAUGCAGGUGUUUCAUGCUUUAAUUUUUCAGAAGAAACUCAUUUGAUUGUUACUGGUGGGCGAGAUUGUAUCAUUCGUGUGUGGAAUGUAUUUGUGCAGGCCAAACCAAAGUACUCUUUUUUUGGCCACAAAACAGCAAUUGUCAGUAUUGAACUCCAAGAUUCUGGUCAAAAAAUAUUUUCUCUUUCUAAAGAUAAAACUAUAAAAGUGUGGGAUUUAACUUUACAGUCAUGCAUUCAGACAUAUGUCGGUAUUACUCCAGAACUUGGAGAGCUCACUCCAGCAGUGUCUUUCUACAACCCCAUUAAUCGCAACUUGUUGGUUGCCAGCAUGAAACUAGCUAUUGUUGUAUGUCGUGAAGAAAUUGAUUUGACACAGACUGAUGGGUUCACACACACAAAACCUGUGACAAAUGCAUUAUACAAUGAACUUUUUAAGAUUCUGAUUACAGUUGGUCAAGAUUCAAGUAUUAUGGUUUGGGACCCGUGGAUUGGAAAGAGACUCCUGUUAAUACAAAAUGCCCACCAUUAUCUAAAAUUUGGAGAGAUUCAUACUGUACAAAUAACUGCAGCUACAUACAGUCCUGAUUGGCAACUUUUGCUAACAGGAGCUCGUGAUGGAUCCAUAAAAAUGUGGAAUUUCACCACUGGAAUGUGCCUGCUUACCUUAAAUAUUGAAAAAGACUGUGAGGUAACCAGCCUUGUAUGGCUUAAAAAUCGAAUAUUGGCUACAGGAUGGAAUUUGCACAUUGUAGAAUUUGAUGACAAGGGGAAAGCUAUGAAAGGAAAGGACUGGGAAAGUUUACACACUGAUGAUGUAGUAUGCAUGGUGUGUCGUGAACCAGAAUCUUUGGCAACGCUCUCUUACUGUGGUGAGCUUGUUCUUUGGAGGCUUGAAACAGGACAGCCAUACAGCUGCUAUAGUGUUGCAGAUCCCACAAACAGAAUUGUGUUGCAGCAGGAGGCAAUGGGUGCCGUUCAACCUGCAGCAUCGACUACUAGUUCAUUUCCAUCAACAAUAAGUGCCUUUUCCAAAAUCAUGGAUGCACCAUCACAACAACUAUCACAACACUCAAAAGAUUUUAGUUACAAGAGGAGGAAGACAUACCUUGAGUUGCCAGAGGGCCCCAAACUUACACGCCAGUUGUCUAGAAUAACAUUGCCUCUGUUGGGAAGUGGAUCUCGUGUAUUGGAGAAAAAUCUUAAUGCUCACACAAUGAUGUUUCUCAGUGCUCGGCCUAUGCAGAGCAAUAUUGGAACAUUGCUUAUAGCUUUGGAUAAUGGCUAUGUGCAACUGUGGGCCCAUCAUCAAGCUGGAGGUUUUAUUAGUUCAUUUCUUUGCAUACAUGUGUCUGGAGACUACAUUCUUUCCAUGGCAACUGAUCCGGAAAACUCAUAUCUUUUCACAGGAUCAUCACUGGGCUACAUAAAAGUUUGGUUGAUGGAGAAUUAUGGCUUUCCACAUGAUGUGGAUAUAUGCCUACCCAAACUCAGACUACAGUUUCCAUUUCUCCUGAAGGAUCGUAUUGAGGGGCGUGCAAAACGCAUACUGUAUAAUCAGCCAAUGCCUCUCCUCCUGUCAUCAUACCGAGGACACCUGCGGGGCAUCAACCAUCUGGAAUACCUUUCUGGAUGUGAGCUUUUAAUUAGCUCGAGUGCUGAUAAUACUGUUCGCAUUUGGACCUUAGCUGGACGCUAUGUGGCUGUAUUGGGUACACCAAGACCAUGGGAUCAGUUAUUACCCCACAUACCCCUACCAGCUAAACAUGCUUUCAUAUUGCCUCCUGAUGUUCGAAAGUAUGCUUCAUCAACAACACUUAAGGUACUCCGAGGUGGAUGGGUUGACUAUGCAUCACAUAAGAAAAGAGAUGAGAAUGAAGCACUAAGAGAAAUGCCAAAGGACCUCAUAGAAAAAGGAACAUAUGGUAAAAGGGUAAAAUCACCAAUUCUUGGAGAUCAUUUUAGAAUGCCCAGCAGAGUGAUGAGUCCAAGCCACCACCCAGUUCUUGAUGUUUCCUUGCCUGUGACUCCUGUGUACCGUUUCCUAGAAUAUGAUGAAAUUAAAGAGCCCCGAACUAUUCCUACAAACCAAAAAGCAUUUCUUUCUUUUGCAAAAUGA
Messenger RNA from Schistocerca cancellata (South American locust), 2925 nucleotides. RefSeq names its product WD repeat-containing protein on Y chromosome-like. Lineage: Eukaryota; Metazoa; Arthropoda; Insecta; Orthoptera; Acrididae. The record is from RefSeq and is a predicted model, not a curated record. Gene Ontology annotation, molecular function: protein binding; calcium ion binding. The transcript has 15 exons. Bases 1 to 2925 code for a protein of 974 amino acids.